AUGUCCCGAAUAGAUCCAACUCCAACAACAACAAACAACUUUUAUGGGCUGCCGUCCGAUAUCCCUUCUGAAGAAUAUUGUAAACAGCUCGAUCUGAUUGUUCGACUGAUAUACAUAUUAACGGGCGAGUGUCAGUUGGACGUGUCUAGAAAACAGGUGAUCCGGUUCUUCAGACCCAUCUCAUCCUACUCGGGCUAUUUAUCCAUUACCGCAUGGCUAUUUGCGCAGAUUCCUCAGGUGAUCAAAAACUACUCGGAGGAAUCUGUUGAUGGGUUAUCUCUGGGCUUUUUAUGUUGCUGGUUCGCAGGGGACUUUUUAAACUUCACAAGCUGUUUGAUGACCGACGCCAUGUUUUUCCAGACUCUGCUCAGCUCCUACUACUUAAUCAUCGACGUGGUCCUGGCAGGUCAGUACUACUACUACACUAAGAUGUAUCACAAUCCCGAGUCGCGAUUUUUCCACCACAAAAGAUCGAAACGAAUGGGAGACAUCAAAUCGCCCCGCACGGCUCUCAGAUCGGCUCUGGAUGCCCACUCCGCGGCAGAAAUAGACAUGGAUCCCAACAACCACGCAUUUAUCCCGGCUGAACAUAUCGCGUCUCCAAUAGCAAUCGGAAAUAAUCGUCCGUUACGGGCGUCCGCGAUGAAAAAUAGUCUGACCAAACUGGUGAGUUCGAGUUUCAUCAUGGGAUUCAGCCGGGCUAACGCUGCUCCCAUCCCAAACCACGGGUUCUCUGCCCAGGAUAAGAUAAACAACUCUGCAUUACUGAAAAUAUUACAAGCAUUACUCUCACUAUCCACACACCAGCUGGGUAAAAUAUUGGCCUGGUGUUGCACCAUCCUCUACAUUGGUUCCCGUUUCCCCCAGAUCGUCACAAACCACAAGAUCAGAACCACCAAAGGAGUGUCUCCGAAGUUCAUCUUGAGUGCUCUUUUGGGAAACCUGUGCUACUCUCUAUCUCUGGCAACAUGCCAAGACUCUUUAAGCGGCGGGAAAGUCUCGCGUGAGUUUUGGCAGGCCGAACUAAGCUAUCUUCUAGGUGCUAUGGGAACGGUUGCUCUUGACGUUACGUUGUUGCUACAAUGGUAUUGGUGGGAUUACAACCGGACCGAAGAGUACAGUCCGAUCUCGUCCAACGUACCGGCCAACAGAAGAGAAAGCAUCACCAUGGAUCACUAUAAUAAGUUGCUGAAGACCAACUCUCCAGAAACCGGUCCACACGGUCCAAUCAACAUGAAAAUACCAAUGUCUCCGAAUCAUGCACGCAAACUGAGUGAGCAUACUCCAUUGUCUCCAAUCGACUUUUUAUUGGACGACUACAUGAUUCUUGCUAAGAGCCAUAAACCGAAAAACCAUCUUGACGAAACGCUCAAGAUGUCAAAUUACGGAUCUAUAUCUUAA
This is a messenger RNA of Ogataea philodendri, 1401 nucleotides long. RefSeq lists its product as uncharacterized. The record is from RefSeq and is a predicted model, not a curated record. The transcript has a single exon. NCBI's taxonomy places the organism in Eukaryota, Fungi, Ascomycota, Pichiomycetes, Pichiales, Pichiaceae. Bases 1 to 1401 code for a protein of 466 amino acids.